AUGGCUCUGUUUCCCGACCAACUUCUCGGAUUUGCCGGCCGGACUUGGCUCACUGUCAUUCUCCCCGUAUGUUACGCUACAUACUGCCUGGUAUGGAUCAUAUACGCGCGGACCCUGCAUCCACUUGCGAAGAUGCCGGGCCCGUUUUGGCCCUCUGUGUCAAGAACCUGGGUCAUGUACCGGGCGUACGUCGGAGACCUGGAGAUCGAACAACGUAGGCUGCAUGAGGAGUAUGGACCAUUGCUUCGGGUGGCCCCAGACGAGGUGGUGUGUAACGACCCUAGAGAGAUUGCCACGGUCUACCCACUGAAGGAACCUCUGGAGAAAACAGUAUGGUACGACGCUUGGCGCCCCGCGGGCAUGAACUCGAGGCCAGACAUGUUCAGUAACAGAUCCGAGAAGGACCAUGCUGCCUACCAACGUGUUGUUGCCCAUGUUUACUCGUUGACAAGCGUGUUGAAGAGCGAGUCCGAACUCAAUGCCACCGGAGACCUGUUCAUCCAGCGUCUCAAUGAGUUCGCCGACAGAGGCGAGGAGUUCAACUUCGGCCUUUGGCUGGAAAUGUACUGUUACGACAACAUCGGCGUCGUCUUCUUUGGUCAGCAGUUUGGGUUCCUCAAGGACAGCAUCGACUAUGGCGGAUACAUUGCGGCCGUUCACAAGUCCAUGCCCUUCCUGCACAUUCUUGCAUCGUCGCCAGCAUACAUUCGCCCAUUCUUGAUGAUAGGUGCUGUUGCAAUCCCAAGCAUGUUGAAAGCCGUCACCGCUGUCGACGGAGUCAGACAGACAGCUGAGCGCGAGACCUAUGGUGCUCAGGCGCGCACCGAGGAAGCCACAGCGAAACGAGUCGACAUGACUUCGCAAAUGCUGGGAAUUGUUCGUGAAAAGGGCGCAAAGAAUAACUUCAGUGUGAGGGAAAUCGUCUCGGAGAACUGGACUGCUGUAAUGGCUGGAUCAGACAGCACGUCGAUUGGCCUGCGUUCCAUCUUCUACUUCCUGAUGAAGAAUCCCAAGAAACUCGCGCGCACCAGGGCUGAGAUUGAUGCUGCAUUUGCAGACGGCACAUUGACGUCUCCAACCCUACAGAGCCAGUCCGUCAAAUUGGUUUAUCUCGGCGCAGUGAUCAAGGAAUCGUUUCGCCUGUUUAGUCCAUUCGCUGCUCCCUUCCAGCGAUACGCUCCAGCAGGCGGCCUUGUGCUCGCUGGCACUCCCAUCCCCGCUGGUACCCGCGUCGGUCUCAAUCCUGCGGUCGUGCAUCAUCACAAGGAGGUCUUUGGUGAAGACGCUGGUUCAUUCCGCCCUGAGCGUUGGCUAGAAAGCGAUGUUGAGCAAGUCAAGCUCAUGGAUCGAUGCAUGAUGCAUUUCGGUGCUGGUACUCGCCGGUGCACUGGCAAGAACAUUGCCAUGACCGAGAUCCUCAAAAUCACUCCUGAGAUCAUACGUCGUUUCGACUUUGAGCUGACACAUGACGGCGAGUGGACGACGCACAACGCUGCUUUCAACGUGCAGCAUGGUGUUACGUGUCGCUUCCGCAAGAGACAAGGAGUCGCUUGAAUCCUUCCGUAGCGCUGUAAUUGUUCCAGGGUAGGAAAAGUUGAGAUGCGGGUGCAUUUGCUUUUUCGU
Molecule: messenger RNA, 1623 nt
Organism: Parastagonospora nodorum SN15
Lineage: Eukaryota; Fungi; Ascomycota; Dothideomycetes; Pleosporales; Phaeosphaeriaceae
Exons: 4
Coding region: 1-1554 (517 amino acids)
Molecular function (GO): monooxygenase activity; iron ion binding; heme binding
Source: RefSeq, a predicted model, not a curated record